CGCGGAGAUAUAUUUUGCACGAUUGCACAUCUACGGACGACGUCGUUGCGAAGCGGGAAUCGAGUCGUGCUGAUCGUUAGGCGCGGGUAUUCGCGUUGCGACAGCGAGCUUGGAAAGAAAGAUGGUGGAAGCCGAAGUAACUUGGCUCAUACCAAGCCCGCCCGAUCCGCGUGUCGAUUGACGACGAAGAGGCAUCGACUAGAAAAAAGAGCGGAGAGGGUAGGAGAGAAAGCCUGAAAAUUGCUUAUCACGCAAAAAACGCAUUUUUCUUUCUGCGUCAAAGGAGGCUCGUCGGCAGAAUGCUCCUUUACGCCUCGCAUCGCCGAUCUCGGUCUGGGUCCCGGAACCUAACCGCGUGUACCUUCCGCGCGAGCGGCAGUCUUUGUUCGCUAAGCGUCCAUGACACGCGCCUCGCCUUUUAAAAUGUUGCUUCGCUCGCUGGUCUACUCUAAUCGUAUACCCCUAGGCCUCUGGUAAACGCCAUUUUGAAACUCGCAUGAAUCUCCGCAUGGGUGCUUUACUUUCCUUCGAUUCACGGACGAACGCAUAGAGAAUUCCGGCUCUACGAGCUACGCGAGAAAACGCGCGUGCCGCAAUAAAGCAACAGGAGCAGUUUUAAUACAAUACAAACUACAUAACUUGCUCUGAAAAUGGUUAAGGAGACAACAUUUUAUGAUGUAUUGGGCGUGAAGCCUGGAUGCUCGCAGGAAGACUUGAAGAAGGCCUAUAGAAAGCUUGCUCUGAAAUAUCAUCCUGACAAGAAUCCUAAUGAAGGCGAAAAGUUUAAGCAAAUUUCUCAAGCGUACGAAGUGUUAUCAAAUCCUGAGAAGAAGCGUAUCUACGAUCAAGGUGGUGAGCAAGCUUUGAAAGAAGGUGGUAUGGGUGGUAGUGGGUUCUCUUCUCCUAUGGAUAUCUUCGACAUGUUCUUUGGUGGAGGAUUUGGUGGACGAGGUAGAAGGAGAAAUCAUAGAGGUCAAGACGUCAUGCAUCAAUUGUCAGUUUCUCUUGAAGAACUUUAUAAGGGAACUGUGCGUAAACUCGCUCUACAAAAGAAUGUUAUCUGCGAAAAAUGCGAAGGUGUUGGUGGAAAGAAAGGUUCUGUUGAACAGUGUUCGACGUGUCAUGGCUCCGGAUUGCAAGUACAAAUCCAGCAAUUAGGUCCGGGAAUGUUGCAACAUUUACAAACUAUGUGUGCAGAUUGCAAGGGGCAGGGAGAACGCAUCAAUCCUCGUGAUCGUUGCAAGUACUGCAAUGGCAGAAAGACUAUUAGAGAUAGAAAGAUACUCGAGGUUCACGUUGAUCCGGGCAUGGUUGACGGUCAGAAGAUUACUUUUAGUGGUGAAGGUGAUCAGGAACCGGACUUAGAACCUGGUGAUAUAGUUAUUCUUCUCGAAGAAAAAGAUCAUGACGUAUUCAAGCGAUCAAGGAAUGAUUUGAUCAUGCGAAUGCAACUAGAACUCGUAGAGGCAUUAUGUGGAUUCCAGAAAGUUAUUCGUACCUUGGAUGGUAGAGAUUUAGUGGUAACUUCUCUUCCGGGCACUGUGACGAAACACGGUGAUUUGAAGUGUAUCUUGAACGAGGGAAUGCCAAUUUACAAGGAUCCAUUUACACAUGGCAGGCUUAUAAUACAAUUUAUAGUUAAUUUCCCGAAGAGCGUAGACCCAUCGUUUAUCCCAUCCUUGGAGCAAUGCUUGCCACCAAGGGAAGAGGUUAUAAUUCCAGACGGUGCCGAAGAGUGCUUACUUACUGACUUAGAUCCUGAGCAGGAGCAAAGGCGGAGAGAUACGAGACAAGCGUACGAAGAGGAUGAAGGCGGCCCAUCGCGAGUCCAAUGUGCCACACAUUAAUUUGAUUACACUAACCCUGUAAUAAAUAUAGCCGUUUCUUUCAUUUCGAACUCUCUGUCCCAUUUGCUCGAUUUUGUAUAAUGCUAAAGAGAGAAACAACGUGGAUAUAUAUAGGCGAUUUUUGAUGAGCGAAAAAGAAGUUGAAAUAAUUUAAUUUGGAUUUACACCCCAAAAAGAAAUAGUAAGUACUGUAAUUUAUUGAUAUUUUUAUUUUUAAUUCUUACGCGAAAAUUAUGUGAUCUUAAAAGUAGAUAAUCAUCGGCUAAUGCAGAUUUGUAAUU
Molecule: messenger RNA, 2128 nt
Organism: Solenopsis invicta (red fire ant)
Lineage: Eukaryota; Metazoa; Arthropoda; Insecta; Hymenoptera; Formicidae
Gene: Droj2
Product: dnaJ homolog subfamily A member 1
Exons: 5
Coding region: 651-1847 (398 amino acids)
Biological process (GO): protein refolding; response to heat
Cellular component (GO): cytosol; cytoplasm
Molecular function (GO): ATP binding; Hsp70 protein binding
Source: RefSeq, a predicted model, not a curated record